Osmia bicornis bicornis is the source of this 2156-nucleotide messenger RNA. RefSeq lists its product as uncharacterized. Lineage: Eukaryota; Metazoa; Arthropoda; Insecta; Hymenoptera; Megachilidae. The record is from RefSeq and is a predicted model, not a curated record. Bases 1 to 2025 code for a protein of 674 amino acids. The transcript is spliced from 4 exons.
AUGCAAUACAGAAUUCCUUCUGACGUAAGAAUAAAAAAAAAAAGAACAAAAAGUAGAAUGUAUAUUGUGUUAAAAGCAAUGACUAGGAAACUUACUCUCUGUUUCUUGAAAGCUGAAGUGGAAACUAAAACAAGAAAAAUUUUAGUAGCCAGUGCAGCUGUUAAAAUUCCAACUAAGACACCAUGGACAAGCAGUGCUUCAAAAUCUGUUUAUUCAAGAGCCAUUGGACCACCAAUGGGAAUGGACACUAUAACAGUGCCUUACAUGGGAAAGUCUCCAUUCUUUCCAAAAUUUGUUGAUCCUAAAAUGAUGAUUUCGAAAAAGACUGACCUAUUGAGCAAUUUAUUUGGAGGUUUAGGACCAGCAUAUCCUCCAGGCUUUAAACCAUACAUGCCAUACGGUGCUAGUGGACCAUCUUUAUACAGUGCUGCUGAUGCGACACAAAUGUUCAAUGCUAUGAGCAAAAACAGCGCAGAUGAGGGCAAUGGACCAUACAAACGUGGAAUUUUUGGACCGUUCAGCGCUAAACCUUUUAGUCCUAUGGGUUCUAAAUUUGGACCAAUGUCUAAAUAUUCAGGCUUCAAUACUAUACCUGAUUACAGUAUGGAAAAUGAAUUCUCCCGUAAAAGGAGAAGCAUAGACGAAUCUCCUGUAGCGAAACUCCGAUCAAUUAUGGAUGCCGGCAUACCAGAAACAAAGAAUUUUGGACCUCCGCCACCUUAUCCAACUCUUGCUCCAAUUUCUGAAGAACCAGAAGAUGAAGUUAACGUAUUGCUUAAAAAAAUGGGAGGUGGAACAGCACCAAAACAAUAUUUACCAGGAAUGUUUGGACCUUUCGGACCCGUGGUUGAUCCAUCGAUGUUUAUGGCAAAAAAGUCCGCUUUCUUGGAUACACUGUUUAAAAAUCUUGCUACUAGUACCACUCCGUCACCAGCAGAUAUGGUAACCGCAACUUCUACAGAAAAAAGUACCAUCGUUCCACCGGAUUUUUGGUUUCCAACGUCAAUAAUUCCAACUCCAACUGAAUAUAAUGACAAGGUGGAACAAUUCUUGGAUAAAUUAUUUGAGACUUUGAAGAUCAACAAAACCGCGGCAUCGAGCGAAGACGAAAGUGCAUUUAAAAAUGACUUUACAAGAUCUGCCACGUUCGAUGAAGACAUCGUACAAUCAAAGAUUGCUAGAUCCGCUGAAGAUUUAUCAUCGAUCAACGCAGCUAAAGAUACAAUUGUUGACACUAUUCUAGCCGAACUGGGUGACCUGAAGAGUAACAUGGUAACAACAAUGAACGAUUUGAUCAGCUAUGAAAAAACUGCAUCGCCGACGUCGUCAAAGAAGCCUUUUAAAUCAUUCGGGCCAGGUAUGUGGCCAGGUAUGAAACCUGCUCCAAAUGGGAUGCUUCCCUUUCAACAGAAGAUGGCUAUCCUAAGUCGAGUAUUUGAUAUGUUAACGGAUCUGCAAAAGAACAUUACUUCAGCAAUACAAAAUGUAGUAAAAGCAAAAAUCAGUUCUGUUGCACCUCAAGGAUCAGGAACCUAUCCGUCUAUGUUGAAUGAUUUUACCACGCCUGUUAAUAUCAGUCUUUUGGAUGCUAUUAAACAAAGACUGGACUCACUUGAUUACGGAAUGCCUAUGGCUUAUAAUCCAAGUUUCAGUCAAUUUGAAUCAAAAAUGGCUAGAUCAUUGUCAAAGGGCCCGUCAUCAUUCUGGGGGUCUUAUCCUGAAGAUUCAGCUAAUAUAAAACGACAAGUUGAUAGCGAUACCGAAUCUUUGAUAAGUAAAAAUGCUAACUUUGAUCAAAAGCAACAGGCACGUUCAGUGAAAAUGCAAAUGCAUCAAGGAUAUCAAAGUUUACCAGCUGGUGCUAUAGAGUCUGUACAAGCAGGAGGUGGAUCGGUUCCUGGUCAUCAAGGCGGAGGAAUUAAAUUAUUCGAUGCCAAUAAUUACGACGACACCAAUCAAUGGGUCAACUGGAUGGAAUAUCUGAAAAAUGACUAUCAUGGGCACAGGCAUCACAAUCAUCAUUAGGCUAUUGAUCGAGCAGGAAUAUUUCCAUCAAUUGUAAUUACAAACUUCUAUCUUUAAACUGACUAUUUUUCGUAUACUAUAUGUCACGUGUACACUUAAUAAUAUUUCAAUAAAGUGAGUUUUGCAACAUA